Prorocentrum cordatum is the source of this 474-nucleotide messenger RNA. Lineage: Eukaryota; Dinophyceae; Prorocentrales; Prorocentraceae. The record is from the annotation of a GenBank genome assembly.
AUGGCUGACCUUCGGCUGCGGAGGCGCAGGGGGCUACUUCGGCGCGCGCAUUGCCGAGGUGAAAGGGCAGACCUUGAGCUACACCGCGCGCACCAAGACGCCUGCCGCGCUCAGGGAGCACGGUGCGCGGGUCACGCGCAUCCGCGGCGGCGUGCACGCACCGGCGUCGGAGUUUGGGGCCCACGCUGGACUCAGAGGCCGCAGAGCGCGGCGCCAGCCCCUGCGCGGAGGCCGCAGAGGGGCAAGGAGCCGCCGGCGGAGUACUCCCUCGCCGACCACAUCAAGCGUGGCGCGCUCUCGGCAGGCUGGGGGGGCCCAAAGGUCAUGAGGGAGGACGACCCAGACUUCCCAGAGGUGUACAAGAUGACGUCUCACAGCAAGCAGGCCUUCCCCCACCACAGCCCGGAUCGCGUGGCGCGGUUCCGCGGCGAGGCCGUGAAGUCUGUCCUCACUAUGCCGACCAAGCCCGUCUGA